CUACAGAAAAUCACAGCACCCCUUAUCUAUGCUGUUUCCAUUGCUGCCAUUGGAUCUCUCCAGUUUGGGUACAACACUGGUGUCAUCAAUGCUCCUGAGAAGAUCAUCCAGGGUUUCUUCAACAGAACCUUGUCAGAACGGAGUGGAGAGGCUGUCUCCCCAGAGCUCCUCACCUCUCUGUGGUCCCUUUCUGUGGCCAUCUUCUCGGUAGGAGGUAUGGUCGGCUCCUUCUCGGUCAGCUUGUUCGUCAACAGAUUUGGCAGGAGGAACUCCAUGCUGCUGGUGAACAUCUUGGCCUUUGCUGGUGGCGCUUUCAUGGCCUUCUCUAAGAUGGCAAAGGCGGUGGAGAUGCUGAUUAUUGGCCGCUUCAUUAUUGGCCUCUUCUGUGGUCUCUGCACUGGCUUUGUGCCCAUGUACAUCAGUGAGGUCUCGCCCACCAGCCUGCGUGGAGCCUUUGGCACCCUCAACCAGCUCGGCAUUGUUGUGGGCAUUCUGGUGGCCCAGAUCUUUGGCCUGGAGGGAAUCAUGGGGACCGAAGCACUUUGGCCACUGCUUUUGGGGUUCACUGUCCUCCCAGCAAUCCUGCAGUGUGUGGCUCUUCUUUUCUGCCCUGAGAGCCCCCGUUUCCUACUGAUCAACAAGAUGGAGGAAGAGAAAGCACAAGCAGUUCUCCAAAAGCUCCGUGGUACACAAGAUGUGUCUCAAGACAUCCAGGAGAUGAAAGAAGAAAGUGCUAAAAUGUCCCAGGAAAAGAAAGCAACUGUGCCAGAACUCUUCCGUUCUCCAAACUACCGUCAAGCCAUUAUCAUUGCCAUCAUGCUGCAGCUCUCCCAGCAGCUCUCAGGCAUCAAUGCUGUAUUUUAUUAUUCUACUGGGAUUUUUGAAAGAGCUGGUAUCACACAGCCUGUGUAUGCCACCAUUGGAGCUGGGGUGGUAAACACAGUCUUCACUGUUGUGUCGCUGUUCCUGGUGGAGCGUGCGGGGCGCAGAACCCUCCAUUUAGUUGGUUUGGGUGGCAUGGCUGUGUGUGCCGUUCUCAUGACCGUCGCUUUAGCUCUGAAGGACAUUGUGGAGUGGAUCAGAUACAUCAGCAUUGUUGCCACUUUUGGCUUUGUGGCUCUUUUUGAGAUUGGCCCUGGCCCUAUCCCCUGGUUCAUCGUGGCAGAACUCUUCAGCCAGGGCCCACGGCCUGCAGCCAUGGCAGUGGCUGGUUGUUCUAACUGGACUUCUAAUUUCCUGGUGGGAAUGCUCUUCCCCUAUGCAGAGAAACUAUGUGGCUCCUAUGUGUUCCUCAUCUUCCUUGUUUUCCUGGUCAUCUUCUUUGUCUUCACAUUCUUCAAAGUGCCGGAGACCAAGGGCAGGACUUUUGAAGACAUCUCCAGGGGCUUUGAAGGACGAGCAGACAGCAGCCCCACAUCACCUGUAGAGAAGAACCCCAUGGUGGAGCUGAACAGCAUAAAACCUGACAAAGAAGUUGCCUAAGAUUCAUGCCACACCCAUUCUUCGACUCCUACAUGCACAAAGAGUCAUUAAAGGAAUGAGCAAAGAAAA
Molecule: messenger RNA, 1551 nt
Organism: Antrostomus carolinensis (chuck-will's-widow)
Lineage: Eukaryota; Metazoa; Chordata; Aves; Caprimulgiformes; Caprimulgidae
Product: solute carrier family 2, facilitated glucose transporter member 3
Exons: 9
Coding region: 217-1482 (421 amino acids)
Biological process (GO): dehydroascorbic acid transport
Cellular component (GO): plasma membrane
Molecular function (GO): D-glucose transmembrane transporter activity
Source: RefSeq, a predicted model, not a curated record